Messenger RNA from Sciurus carolinensis (gray squirrel), 5162 nucleotides. It is a transcript of the gene Slc26a7, whose product is annotated as solute carrier family 26 member 7. Gene Ontology annotation, molecular function: chloride transmembrane transporter activity; bicarbonate transmembrane transporter activity; sulfate transmembrane transporter activity. Bases 159 to 2129 code for a protein of 656 amino acids. The record is from RefSeq and is a predicted model, not a curated record. Lineage: Eukaryota; Metazoa; Chordata; Mammalia; Rodentia; Sciuridae. Gene Ontology annotation, biological process: transmembrane transport. Gene Ontology annotation, cellular component: membrane. The transcript has 19 exons.
AGUGAAUAUAAAGGGAAUUACUGGCAAGAAAGCUGUAGACUAACUUACCACCGAACCCAUUGCUUUUCCAAGAUCAGAAAUAUAUUACACUAAGAGGAACCACUCUUCAUUCAGAUAAGAAUUCAAGAAGUUGACUUCUACAACAGGGAAUCUGAAAAAUGACAGGGGCGAAGAGGAAAAAGAAAAGCAUGCUCUGGAGCAAGAUGCAUCCCCCACAUUAUGAGGACAUUAAACGGUGGUGCAGAAGGCGGCUACCUAUUUUGGAAUGGGCACCACAUUACAAUCUGAAAGAAAACCUGCUUCCAGACACCGUGUCUGGGAUAAUGUUGGCAGUUCAACAGGUGACACAAGGGUUGGCCUUUGCUAUUCUCUCAUCUGUGCACCCAGUAUUUGGUUUAUAUGGGUCUCUGUUUCCUGCCAUCAUUUAUGCCAUAUUUGGAAUGGGACGACAUGUUGCCACAGGCACCUUUGCCUUGACAUCCUUAAUAUCAGCCAAUGCUGUGGAACGGCUAGUCCCUCAAAGCAGCCAGAACCUCACCAUGCAGAGCAACUCCAGUGUGCUGGGCUUAUCUGACUUUGAGGUCCAAAGGAUUGGAGUUGCUGCAGCCGUUUCCUUCUUGGGAGGUGUGAUUCAGGUGGCCAUGUUUGUGUUACAGCUGGGUAGUGUCACAUUCCUGCUUACGGAGCCAGUGAUCAGUGCGAUGACAACUGGGGCUGCCACCCAUGUCGUGACUUCGCAAGUCAAGUAUCUCUUGGGAAUAAAAAUGCCAUAUAUAUCUGGACCACUUGGAUUCUUCUAUAUUUAUGCAUAUGUCUUUGAAAAUAUCAAGUCUGUCCGACUGGAAGCACUACUCUUGUCCUUGCUGAGCAUCGUGGUUCUUGUUCUUGUUAAGGAGCUGAAUGAACAAUUUAAAAGGAAAAUUAAAGUUGUUCUUCCUGUCGAUUUAGUUUUGAUUGUUGCUGCAUCUUUUGCUUGUUAUUGUACCAAUAUGGAAAGCACAUAUGGAUUAGAAGUAGUUGGUCAUAUCCCAAAAGGAAUUCCUCCACCUAGAGUUCCUCCAAUGAACAUCCUCUCUGCAGUGAUCACUGAAGCUUUCGGAGUGGCACUUGUAGGCUAUGCGGCCUCACUGGCCCUGGCUCAAGGAUCUGCCAAAAAAUUCAAAUAUUCAGUCGAUGACAAUCAGGAAUUUUUGGCCCAUGGCCUCAGCAAUGUGAUUCCUUCAUUUUUCUUCUGCAUACCAAGCGCUGCUGCCAUGGGGAGAACUGCUGGCCUGUACAGCACAGGGGCAAAGACACAGGUGGCCUGUCUAAUAUCUUGCAUUUUCAUCCUCAUAGUCAUCUAUGCGAUUGGACCUUUGUUGUACUGGCUGCCCAUGUGUGUUCUUGCAAGCAUUAUUGUUGUGGGGCUGAAGGGAAUGCUAAUACAGUUCCGGGAUUUAAAAAAAUAUUGGAAUGUGGAUAAAAUCGAUUGGGGCAUAUGGGUCAGUACAUAUGUCUUUACGAUAUGCUUUGCUGCCAAUGUGGGACUGCUGUUUGGUGUUGUCUGUACCAUAGCUAUAGUGAUAGGACGUUUCCCAAGAGCAAAGACUUUAAGUAUAAAAAACAUGAAAGAAAUGGAAUUUAAAGUGAAGACAGAAACAGAUGAUGAAACCCUGCAGCAGGUAAAAAUUAUCUCAAUAAACAAUCCACUUGUUUUUCUGAAUGUGAAGAAAUUUCAUAUGGAUCUAAUAAACAUAAUACAAAAGGAAAAUGCCAACAACCAGCCACUUGAUGAUAUCACUAAGUGUGAACAAAACACGUUGCUCAAUUCUCUAUCCAAUGGCAACUGCAAUGAAGAAACUGCACAGUCUUGCUAUAACGACAAGUCUGCAUUAAUCCUGGAUUGCAGUGGCUUGACCUUUUUUGACUAUUCUGGAGUCUCCAUGCUUGUUGAGGUUUACAUGGACUGUAAAGAUCAGAAUGUGGAUGUAUUGUUAGCCAAUUGCACAGCUUCCUUGAUAAAAGCCAUGAAGUACUUUGGAAACUUAGACUCAGAGAAACCAGUUUUUUUUGAAUCAGUAGCUGCUGCAGUAAGUAACAUCUAUUCAAAUAAGAACUUCAGCAAACUUGGUGACCACAGUGAAGUCUGAGCCCCAUUCAUUGCAGUGCAGAUUUUAUCUCUAGCAACUUCUCUGAAGAAGCCAUGCACUGGCAUUUUGCACACUUUUUUUUAUAUUGUAUUGAUCCUGCAUGUGACCUCCACUCUUAAUAAGUUGAUGUGACUUUGUAACUGCGUAACAUUGGUCAAGAUUUGCUAAAAGUUUUUUUUUUUUCUCCUAAUCUUUGUUACUAAGGAAAUGCACUUAGUUAUUUUAUAUAAAAAUCACUCUGCAUUUAACUUUAGUGUAUGAAGGGUAAACAUGAUUUUAUUUCCUUAUAUCACAGUAUUUUGUGUGAUUUUAUUUCUAUUUUGCUGUAAGCUAAUCUUUAAAACUGAGAAACUUGGAAUACUUACAAGUCAUUUACAAGUUCAGAUCAUUUGUAACUAAUACGCAAAAACAGCCUUGCAAAUAUGUCAUUUUCCUGAACCUGUACCCACAAAAACCAUUUAAACAUCAGUAGGAGUAAAUAUUACUCUAUACAAUAAGAUAUGAAAUUCACAGAAAUAAAGUACUUGGAAACAAUUGACAAGCAAAUGACAAAUUGAAGUCAUUGAUCUCUAUAUUCUUCAAUGCAUUCACCUCUGCAGUAUUCAAGAAUGUCUUCAUAUUUGGAAGAAAACUGGUAUCCAAAUAAAAUCAAAAUCUUGACAUUAGUCUGUUUUGCCUUGAGUUUUGGAAAUGCCUAAGAUUGUCACAACAAAUGCUCCAAAUUUCACAUUUCCGCCCCACAAGCGGCUCUGUUUUCUGCCUUAGUUUUAUUGGAGUGAGGGAAUGUGGAAGCAUCAUAAUUUUUUUUCACAAAUACGAUGUUUAGAUGAGAAAAUUCCACCAGUAGGAUUGCCUUGUACUCUACCAGUGUAAGAUUAACUGUGUAGUUCUGUAUUUCAAAGAGACAGUCAAUAAAAUAUGUUUAUCUAUCCAUAUCAAAAUAGAUAGGUAGAUGGAUAGGGUUUCCAUAAUGUUUUUCUUCUUUUGUUAGAGAAGAACUUGGAUGUGAUUAUCUAUAAAUCAACCAAACCAACCAGGUAACUGGCAAAUAUUAAUUGCCAGACUAAACUGUAUAAAUUAAUGUUUUCAUGCUUGUACAUAUAUUUUCAAUUGCAUACAAGCACACAAUUUCACAUUUUUAUCUAACUGAUUUAUGUAGGAAGAAAUCUCAUUUUCAAAAAUGGGCAUAGAUAUGUAAUUAUGCUUUAGUCUUAAUGGUGUUUUAACUAUUCUAGAAACUACCAGUGUAAGAAAAAGUCAAAUACUUUACAACAAAUUUGAGAAGCAGGUUGAAAUAUAAUGAAAAGACUGGUCAUGUAGGUUCUUUCAUGGGCUUCUAUAAGAGUAAAUUCUAGCUCCUGUCAACAGAUGGGUUGUAAUCAUCUCUAACGAUGUUCAUAUGACCCCUAAUUUUAACAUAACUCUCAGGUAGAGUAACAUAAUAAAAUGAAAGAAGAACAAUAAAUGUUUUAAUUCUCAUUUGUGUCCAAGCCAUUUUAAUUUUUAAUGAAUGAUCUACAAAGAAUAGUCUUGGUACCCAAAAGAGACUCAAUUCCUUUGUUACUAGUUUUAGUUGAAAUAAACAAGGUUAACUCACAUUCCCAUCAAACAUUGUUCCAGAGAAAGGUGGAGACAGUAAUUGGAGGUAAAAUUUCUUUAUUGAAAGGAAUUUUACUCUGCUCUAGCCAAUUAAAUAAUUCCCAUGGUGGAUGGUAGUAAUAUUCACCAUUUCUAAUCCAUUGGUCACUGGCAGAUAAACAUGAGUCAAGGAAAGUCAAGAAAAGAAAAUACAUUUUACUACAUGUAAAUUGAUAUUUUGCUAUGCAACUUUGGCCUAUAAUUGAAUUCAUGCACUGGAAGCAUUUUCUAAUUUGUUAGAGAUUAUGGACCAUGGAUGACAUUAAAAUCAUUAUGCUAAUCGAUGGAUAGUUGUUCCAUCUUAUUGUUAAUGCUGACACAGUAUUGUCUGAAAAAUUGCAUUUGAAUGCAUUUCAGUGUUUAUAGUAGAAGUUUAAUGGAUAAAACUUUAAAGUCAAUAUCUUGGGAUCAAAUUCAAAGAAAAGGAAGAUGAGACCAUGAACUGCAUAAAGUCCCUUUGCUCUAUGAUUUCUCCCUCAUACCAAGUCCCCAAUGGCUGUUAACCUGUAGAAAGUUCCUUAAAUUAAGGUCCGAGAGUUUGAGAGCUGAACAUGAGUUUUAGUCACAUGAGAAUUCUAAAACUUAAAUGUCUAUUUAAAAGCAGGAACUGACAACACAAGGACUAUAAUAUGGUCCCAAUGCUAGAAUGUUUCUAGAAUUACACUGAAUUACUUUUAUGGGAUCAUCUUAUUUUUAUAUAUGAUAAACUACUUCCAUAUUACUUAUUAUGGUACAAUAAAAUUGGAAAAAAAUUAAAACUGACCUAUAAAAGUGUUAAGGACCUACUACAGUGACAUAUAUAAAUUAAGUAUAAAAUAUGUAACCAGAAAAAGACUGUUAACAUUACAUUUAUGCAAAUUAAAUGCCCUUAGAUUUUUCCAUUUGUCUUUCACUUUAAAGGUUAUUUGCCCCCAAUUAUAUAAUUCAAGUGUUAUAAGGUUUAGCUUAAACUACUUUGCAGUAAUUUAUUUGACAGAUCUCUAUUCUAUAAAUGCAUAAUGUAAUGAGAAAAGAGAUCUUUCUUUUUUAAUGAAAACAUUAAUCUGUUAAUACUCCAUAUGAACAAUGUUUGACAUUUAGUGGUACCAAAAUAUGUUGGUAUGUUAUUGAACAUAGAUAUGCCUUAGAAAUGCACAUUCUGUAUUCUGUGAAAUGAUGAUCUAAUUCAAUAUAGGACAUGCUUUUUGGCAGUGAAUUUGUCACCAGAUUUCAAAUAGGGAGUUAAGUGGUGCUUUCACAAUCCAAAGAUUUUUAGUUAAAAAUCAUGUAAGCUAAUAUGCUGCACUUAUUUUUCAUAUUUUCCAAUGCAUUUAAUUAUCUUUUUUAUAAUUCUUUGUACUAACUCAGCAUGUAACAACCAAUUUAUAUGGAAAUAAAUUGAAAUAUGAUAACUAU